AUGGAAGAACCACCCCAAAGCGGCAGAGAAAUCAGCAGCUUCCCUGCAUUAAGCGCCAGGAAGACGUCCCCCCGCCCCGCCCUGCCCAGCAAUCCCUCCUCCUCCUUCCCUUCCCUUCCCAUCCGACGGGCUCAGCUGGAAAUCGACUCUCUCCAGCUACAGCCAGAGCCCCGAGGAGUCUGUGUCAAGGCUCCUGACAAUGGCCUGAGACGACCACUUUUGUGCAUGUGGCUUGGGAGGGGGCGUCUCUUCGGUUCCAGCUGGUUUUCUUCAGGUCGGGGGUCAGGCCGGGUUGGCUGUGCCUCCCCUGAGGUGAUGGGAGUUUCGCCCAGCCGGAAGGCCUGGAUCGCUGUGUCCAUCGCUGAGCUGGCCAUCAUCCUCAUCUUAGCGGCCGGGCUGGGCCACUUGGCAACCCACCAUGAGAGGGGAGAGGAGAGCUGGACGGACAGCGGCAUGCUGGCUUCCCUGGACAGAGUGAACCAGACCCUCCAGGAAGCCACACAGCACUGGGAUGCGUGUCUGAACCGCACGAGAGUGCUAGAAGGAAACACCUUCAGGCUGAGCUCCAAAAUGUCUCAGUUAAACACACGUUUGAGUCUGAAAGAAUUCGAAAUUAAAGGUCUGGAAGAUGAAGUUGUACUGUUGAAAAACUGGACGGAGAUGCUUCAGGAUGUAAACAAACGGCAGAAGGAAAUCAUCAUCCAGCUUCAGCAGCAGCAAAAGAGGGUGUCUGGGACCAGCUGCAGAGUCCGUCUCCACAGUGGCCUGGCAUUGGUGGUGCUGACCACUGGUGUGUUCCUUCUGGUUUGAGAAGCGGCCGGCCCACCUCAGAGGCUCACGCAGCCACCGCUGUUCAGAUCAAUGGAUUAAUACUUAUUAAAACUUAGCCAUUAAGUAAACUCCAGAGAAGGAUCUCAGCAAAAGCGUCCAAGGGGUGUUUGAGCAACAGCACAGUACAAGUCCCAACAGUACAAAGUGCCUCUGAGCAUAGCAAGAAGGCGGGGCUGUGGUAUCACUAACACUGAAACUUAGCUGCACACCCAGGCCCCCUGUAAGCAAAGUCAAAAGGGCUUUUGGGAAAGUAAAAAGCAGGACAGAACAGGAGGGAGGAGAUCUGGAGCCUGGCGCCAAGCACUUUGGGCUUGCUAUGCCACCCUCUAGCCAUGCCUCUGACCUCAACAGAUAAGCACAACCCGGGAUAAAGUCCCAAACACCAUGCGCAGAUGAGAAAUAACACCUACACUGUUAGAGUUUUUGGUACUGCAGAGGAGUACAGAAAUAAUUGCUCUGUUAAGGUUGGUAGUUGAAAGAAUGAAGAAACUUAGGUUUAUUACUACAAAGAGGUUGAGUCAUGCAUGCUGAAGCAGCCAUGCAGCUUCCACUCAGGGAGCCAUCACUAACCAACUGAGAAACAGCAACAGGAAGAGAAGGGAGGACGGGGAGGAGCAAAGCCUGCAAAAACAACAAAUGGUUUAGAGCAGGAAUCAGUAGUUGGUUCUCAUAAGUGUUGCAGUUAUUUUGCUUUAAUAUAAGUAAAUAUUUUUCAGAACUAAUCAAUAUCCCCUGAUGAAAGCCUUGAUUGGGCUGAAACGCGUUGGGCAUAUUCUAAUAUUGUUUAUACAAUAAAUAUUAUUUUGAAGAAC
This is a messenger RNA of Rhineura floridana, 1643 nucleotides long. RefSeq lists its product as uncharacterized. Bases 1 to 810 code for a protein of 269 amino acids. NCBI's taxonomy places the organism in Eukaryota, Metazoa, Chordata, Lepidosauria, Squamata, Rhineuridae. The transcript has 4 exons. The record is from RefSeq and is a predicted model, not a curated record.